AUGCCCAUGUCCCUACAUGAAGCUGUGGCCUUCCCGGAUGCGCCCGACACCUACACCGAGGGAGAGGUUCGAGCCGCCCUGGAUCGCGUGGGCUUGGCUGAGUUGGCGCAGAAGAGUCUGGAGAUGCAGCUGGACGUCAACAGUACCCUCUCCGGUGGUGAAUUCCAGCGACUGCUCGUGGCGCAUUGCCUGCUUGCGAGGCCAUCCUGGAUUCUGCUGGACGAGUCUAUGUCCCACAUGUCCACUAUUUGCCGCACUGAUCUGUACAAACUGUUCGUGGACGACCUCGUGAAAGGCAGCGGCGCUGGAAUCGUCAGCACCUGCCACAAUUGGCAAGAGCUUGCUAGCUUCCACGACCGCUUCUACCGCAUCGAG
This is a messenger RNA of Symbiodinium necroappetens, 375 nucleotides long. The record is from the annotation of a GenBank genome assembly. NCBI's taxonomy places the organism in Eukaryota, Dinophyceae, Suessiales, Symbiodiniaceae.